Messenger RNA from Passer domesticus (house sparrow), 4360 nucleotides. RefSeq names its product interleukin 1 receptor associated kinase 2 (gene IRAK2). The record is from RefSeq and is a predicted model, not a curated record. The coding region runs from base 141 to 2288 and encodes 715 amino acids. Gene Ontology annotation, cellular component: plasma membrane. The transcript is spliced from 13 exons. Gene Ontology annotation, biological process: signal transduction; protein phosphorylation. Gene Ontology annotation, molecular function: protein kinase activity; protein binding; ATP binding. Lineage: Eukaryota; Metazoa; Chordata; Aves; Passeriformes; Passeridae.
AGCAGGCGGCAGGAGCCCCCCGGGCACACAGGAGCCGGCUGCAGGCAGCCCCGGGCACAGCAGGCUCCGGGGCAAGCCGCAGAGCCCGGCGCGCUGCCCGUGGCCGGUUCUCCCGCUGUCCGGGCAGGCACGGCGCGGCCAUGGCGCUGCCGCCCCGAGCGGGCUCGGCCCCGGCGCUCUACAUCCACAGCAUGCCCGCCUGGGUGCUGGAGGACUUCUGCCAGAAGAUGGACUGCCUGAGCGACUACGACUGGAUGCGGUUCGCCUCCUAUGUGAUCACUGAUCAAACAGAGCUACGGAAAAUCAAGUGCAUGGAGAAGACAGGGAUCAGCAUCACGAGGGAGCUGAUGUGGUGGUGGGGAGUGAGGCUGGCGACAGUGCAGCAGCUCCUGGACCUGCUGCAGGGGCUGCAGCUUUACCGAGCAGCUCAGGUCAUCCUGGACUGGACAUCAGCCUCGAGCAUCACCCUGCCUGAGAAAGAAGAGCCAGAGCCACCCAAACAGAUCAUAUCUGUACCUCCCACAGAAGGCAAAAGGAGAGACAAAGAAAAUGCCCUAAGUUUGCUGCCAUCCCCAGACUCCUCUCACCCGGGAGCAGUCCCAUCAGGCAUUUCAGGUGCUGUUUCUGAAGGAGCCUUGUAUUCCCUCCCUGCUCCACCACCUCCCCCGAGAGACCUUUUGAACUCCCUACAGUCCAAUCCUCCUGUUCUGUCGAGUGUGAAGCCUUGCAGCUCUUCUGCUCCUCAGCAGGAGACGAUGGCCGAUCUCCCCAGCGGGAGUCUCCUGUGGACCCAGAGGGAAAUUGCCAACGCCACCAACAGCUUCAGUGACAAGAACAGAAUCUGUGAAGGUACCUUUGCAGAUGUCUACAAGGGUCAGAGGAACAACAUGGUGUUUGUCAUCAAAAGACUCAAAGAGCUGGAAUGCACAAGCCCAAAUUCCACCCAGAGGUUCUUUCAUACAGAAGUGCAGAUUUGCUUUCGGUGUUGCCACAUAAACAUCCUGCAGCUGCUGGGGUUCUCGGUGGAAACUGGAUCUCACUGUCUGAUAUAUCCGUACCUGCCCAACGGCUCCCUGCAAAACAAGCUGCAGUGCCACGAUGAUUCUGCUCCACUGACCUGGGAGAUGCGAAUUAAGAUUUCUUUAGGAGUUGUCAGAGCAGUGGAGUAUUUGCAUAAUUUUGGAAUUCUUCAUGGGAAUAUCAAGAGCUCAAAUGUCUUGUUGGAUGAAAACUUUACACCAAAGCUCGGGCAUUCUGGGCUGCGCUUGCAUUCUUCUGAUAAAAAAUCAGAAUAUGCCAUGAUGAAAACCAAAGUCGUACAAGCUUCACUUUCUUACCUGCCAGAAGAUUUCAUCAGACAUGGGCAGUUAACGGAAAAAGUGGAUAUAUUCAGCUGUGGUGUGGUCUUAGCAGAGAUACUGACUGGGAUUAAGGCACUGGAUGAAGACAGAAACCCGAAUUACCUGAAAGAUAUGAUUGCUGAUGAAAUUCAGACAGCAAAAGAAAGCUCAAACUCCAAAGUAAAAAAUUUGGAAAAACUGGCUGCCAAGGAAAUCUGCUGCAAAUACCUAGACAGAAAAGCAGGGCACUUGCUGGAAGAGGUGGCUGUUGAUUUUGCAUCAGCCAUCUGCCUUUGCCUGAGAAAGAAGAAUUCGAACAUAGCAGAGGUACGUGAAAUGAUGGAAAUGGCUGAAAACAAAUUAAAAGAGCAUUUCAUCUGUGGAAGCAGCACUUCUGGGUUCUCCAUGAACACUCCAGAAGAGACUGAUGAUGAGACAGCCAGUGUGAGCGUGGAUGUGCCUUCUGCAGUGGGGAACAGGGAGGAGAGCAGCCAGGCAGCAGCGCUGGCCAGCAGCAGCCCCUGCGUGCCUUCCCUGGCACCCGACACCUAUGGCAUCUACAUGUCACGGGUCCCCUGCGAGUCAGAUGAGUCCAGCAGCUUCACAUGGAAUCCUCCAGAAAAAGCCACAGAGGAGCUACCUAGCCACAAGUGUCCCAGUUCAGAAAACGCGGCAGGCUGUGAUUACAAGCAGGGAAAGCCUGCCCAGGGACUGCAGGAGAGGAGCCUGGCGUGUGCCCGAGGCGAUGGCACCCUGGAGGCAGCAGCUGCUGCACAGGGCACCUGCCCGCAGGGAAACACAGACCUGGACUCUUCGUGUGCUCCUCAAGCCUUAGCCAGAGAGACAUCUUGGAAAAUACAGAUAAAUGAUCAAAAGAAGAAGCUCAUGGAAAAUAUUUUGCUGUAUGAAGAGGACAAGUUAAACAGUUCUGAACUUUUUGAAUCAUAAAUUGGAUGGAUUAAUUAGCAGUGGCAAGCUCAGAAGAAGAAAUAAGGACUGUCUCCUCAUUAGAAAGAUGGUAAAAGUGCACCUUUCACAUGUGAUUAGAUCUCGAUCAGGAACACUAGCCCUGACUGAAGGAAACAAGUACCACAUAGAGAAGCACCAGAAAAUACCUGUUCUGUGUCAGAUUAAAGCACAGUCCCACUCUGUGCACAGAAUGCCUUCUGCAGUGUGGAAAGGAGUGGCAAUGACAAGUGCCGCAGUAGUUUGUGGUUGAUGUGCAGUGUGUUUCAGGAGGCACCUGCUGGUCUCACUGCACCGCAGUCCCGGGGUCACAGAGCUGGCCAGUGGCAGGCAGCAGUCCCUGAGCUGUUUCCCACUGUGGCAGGCAGCAGUCCCUGAGCUGUUUCCCACUGUGGCAGGCAGCAAUCCCUGAGCUGUUUCCCGCUGUGGCAGGCAGCAGUCCCUGAGCUGUUUCCCACUGUGGCAGGCAGCAAUCCCUGAGCUGUUUCCCGCUGUGGCAGGCAGCAAUCCCUGAGCUGUUUCCCACUGUGGCAGGCAGCAGUCCCUGAGCUGUUUCCCACUGUGGCAGGCAGCAAUCCCCAGAGCCCCUGGGGAGUUUGCCAGUGACUCCUGCUCCGUUCAGCCUUAGCCCACGCUCACACCACUGCCUUACCACAGACAGGAUCUUUGUGCCAGUGCUCAGAAUGCUGGACACAGCUUCAUCUGGGCUUGGACUGCCCUGACCAGUGCAGGUAAUUCACUUCAGCCGCCUUCCUCUCUGAGCUUCCCUCCACAGACACACUGACACCACUUCAGUCCAACCCUUCAGUUCACUGCUGGGAGCUCUGGGACCAUGUUUAAUACUCCAUAGGGGUACUUUUGGGAAUUAUUUUUCUCAAAGUGUCCUUCACAUGGUAAUGUUUCUCAUUGUGUUUCACAUUAUAACUGUUGUAUAUUCUGGAUUAGGGAAAAUAUUUUAAUUUAAAAUAGCUUUGAUUUUUCUAUAGGACACUUGAAACAUAAUUUGUUGUAUUUAUUUUGGCAAUGGGUCAAAUAUAAGCUAAUUGUGAUGGUUCCACACUCACCAGGCAUUCUCAGAGGAACCCUUGUGGGUCUCCCUUAGUUGUAGGAGCAGUAGGAGCCUUGGUCUCAGGCCUAGGGAUCACAUGCAAAACAAAAACAGAAACUUGUAUGCUGGUGUAUUUAUGAGCAAGUGAAAGCCCCCUUAAGAAAAUAUCACUUUUGUUUUAUGAUAUUUAUUAAUAUUUUAUUUUAUUAAAAUUUUAUUAUUGCUAGCAUAUUCCACUUGUGUGCAGCAAUAGGAAAAACAGGUUUAUUAUGGACCAAAAGAAUUACCAGAGUAUGUAGCUCAGUUUACAGACAGGUGAGCUGCCUGCUGAGCACGGGGAACAGGGCCUGAUGUGCAGAAAUGGCUGCGAUUCACAGUGCAGUUCAGGGAACAAAAAUAAAAUGUAAUUAUUUCCAGUGGAAUUGUUUACUAGUAUAUAUUCGUAGUUUUACACAAAGGCCUCACGCCUUCUAUUUUUGUACAGUACCUAGUUCAUUGUGUGUAUUAUUAUGAGCAAGUAAAAGUAUUUUAGCUAAAGACCUGUAUACUGGAAUUAUCUACACAUUUCUCAAGUUAUUUUCUACACUAAAAGCUGGUACAAUUCCUUAAUUAUAAGUGCCUUGGAUACUCUCUUUGUAUUUACCAGUGUAAGGGGUUUUUUUAUUUUACCACAAUCAAACCAAGAUAAGAUUAGUACUGACAUAAGAAACAUUGUAUACUCAGGUUGGUCAAUAACUACUUAAUUCUGCAGGAGAUUUAUAGAGAUGCUUUAUGUCACUGAAAAUAUAAUAUUCAUUGUUUUUCACUGGUGGUAAAAUCCUCGUGUCUUCUCCAGAAAGGAAUGCACAUGGAUACACUGCAGAGCUGAAUGGGAAACACGAGUUUUAAACGGAGAAAUGUAGUUUGUGCACAGUUCUGUUUCACAAAAGUGCUUUGGAGGUCUUGUUCUCCUGUAGUCACCAAAUGGAAUUGUUAUUCUUUGUCUUGUACCCUGAUAGUUUUAAAA